CACACAGACACAACAAGAACCCAGCAUUCAACAACAGCACCAACCACAACAACAACGACACCGCCAACCAUGUCGUCAACAAACACAUCACCGGCAAGGCCAAGCGCUGCGCUGGCGGUGACCAAGCUGCUGAAAGCGCACACGCAUGCAGCGUUCCAGACAGCGGCAGAGACCAUCAUCACCUACGCAGAGAACCUGAAGCGGAACCCAGACGAUGACAAGUACCGCCGCAUCAACCUUGCGAACACGUCGUUCCAAACACGCGUGUAUCAGGUGCCGGGCGGGGAAGAGUGCAUGCAAGCCAUGGGGUUUGUGAAGGAAGCCGGCCAUCUUGUGUUCUCUGGCGACAGCCUCAAGAGCGUGGACAACCUGCUGACUGUCCUCAAGGCAGCGCUGGCUGCAAAGCAGAAGCAGGUACAGGCGAUGGAGGAGCGGCGGCGCAAGGAAGCACGCGACGCGCAGGAACAACAGGCCCGGCAGCAAAUGGUGCAAACCCUCACCUCCCACAUCUCUCGCAUGCGCAUCUACGAGCAACCUGCACUGCAGGCACAGGCGCGUGCACGCAUCCCUGUGGAUGAACUUCGACGGCGCGCGGAUGACCGGGACGACAAGGGCGAGAAGAGUGCCGAGGACAGGCUGCUGCUGGAGCUGCUGCGGUGGUUCAAGAAGGAGUUCUUCACGUGGGUUGACACGCUGCCGUGCGAGUACUGCGGCGGCAAGACGAAGGUCGCUGGCAUGACUGCCCCGCUUGGGGACGAGGCAAGGUGGCAGGCGGGGCGUGUUGAGGUCCACCAGUGCAAGUCCUGUGGCCGCAGUACACGCUUCCCUCGUUACAACCACCCAGGCAAGCUGCUGGAGACGCGACGCGGGCGCUGCGGCGAGUGGGCAAACUGCUUUGUCCUCUGCUGCCGUGCACUCGGGUUCCACACACGCUAUGUGCUUGACUACACGGACCACGUGUGGGCUGAGGUGUUCAGUACGAGCCAGCAGCGGUGGCUGCACUGUGACCCGUGUGAGCAAGCGUGUGACAAGCCGCUCAUGUACGAGCGCGGCUGGGGCAAGAAGCUGUCGUAUGUGUUUGCGUUCACGCCGAUUGGGAUGGCUGAUGUGAUUUGGCGGUAUAGCCAGCAGCGUGAGGCAACCCUUCUCCGCAGAGACAAGGUGUCUGAGGACUGGCUGGCAGAUAUGAUCAAGACCAUCAACCAGCAACUGCUUGCCGGUGUGCCCGAAAUCCAACGCGAAGCUAUUCUUCAGAGCCUGGAGACUGAGCGGCAGAGUUUGUUUGCGGAGCCGCGGAGAACGGAGCCUGCGUUGAGUGCGCAGGAGCUGGUGGGGCGGCAGAGCGGGGCGGAGGAGUGGCGUCGCGCGCGCGGUGAGCUCGGUGACGGCUCACAGCCAGCCGCAGCAACAACAGCAACACCGACAGCCACACCGACGAGAAAGGAACCCAAGCAGCAGCAGCAACAGGAAGAGAAGGAGAAGGCGAGCGUCGAGAAGCCGCAAGCAGAGCAGAAGAUAGCCGCCGCCAAUACAACUGCAAAUGACACAGCGGCACAGCCACAGGCUACUGCUGCUGCUGCUGACGACGACGACGAUGAUGAUGGAGAUGAAGAGGGAGAUACGGCGGCAGUGCGCACAAGAGACACCAGCAAGCAGCGUGCCAGGGCGUCGAACAAUCAAGGAGGCGACCAGGUGCAUGCCACAACAGAAGCACGCCAACAAGAAGAAGAAGAGGAGGAGGAAGAAGAGGAAGAAGCAAACCCGUUUUUUGCAUUGUUCAGAGAGUAACAGGAACACGACACGACACCAUAAAAUAACUUCUACCGC
Salpingoeca rosetta is the source of this 1827-nucleotide messenger RNA. RefSeq lists its product as uncharacterized. NCBI's taxonomy places the organism in Eukaryota, Choanoflagellata, Craspedida, Salpingoecidae. Bases 70 to 1788 code for a protein of 572 amino acids. The record is from RefSeq and is a predicted model, not a curated record. Gene Ontology annotation, cellular component: cytosol; nucleus. The transcript has 9 exons. Gene Ontology annotation, molecular function: peptide-N4-(N-acetyl-beta-glucosaminyl)asparagine amidase activity. Gene Ontology annotation, biological process: protein deglycosylation; glycoprotein catabolic process; protein quality control for misfolded or incompletely synthesized proteins.